CCGGUCUCUUCCAUCCCCCUUCACGCGCACCCGUGUCGGGAGCUCUCGUUGCCAGCCUCGCUCAGCCACCAUGUCCAGGCAGUCCAGCAUCACCUUCCAGACCGGCAGCCGCAGGGGCUUCAGCACAGCCUCGGCCACCACCCCUGCCACCGGCCGCUCCCGCUUCAGCUCCGUCUCCGUGACCCGCUCCACGGGAGGCAGCGCGGGGCUGGGAAGAAUGAGCAGCGCUGGGGCAGGCUUCGGGAGCCGCAGCCUCUACAACCUGGGGGGCACCAGGCGGGUCUCCAUCGGGGGGUGCGGCGGCAGCUUCCGGAGUGGCUUUGGCGGCAGGGCCGGCAGCGGGUUUGGGGUCGCCAGUGGAUUUGGCAAUGGGGGCGGAGCCGGAGGAGGCUAUGGGGCCUCGGGCUUCCCCGUCUGCCCCCCUGGAGGCAUCCAAGAGGUCACCGUCAACCAGAGCCUCCUGACUCCCCUCAACCUACAAAUUGACCCCUCCAUCCAGCGGGUGCGGAAAGAGGAGCGGGAGCAGAUCAAGACCCUCAACAACAAGUUCGCCUCCUUCAUUGACAAGGUGCGGUUCCUGGAGCAGCAGAACAAGGUCUUGGAGACCAAGUGGGAGCUCCUCCAAGAGCAGGGCUCCAAGACGGUGAGGCAGAACCUGGAGCCCUUCUUCGAGGCCUACAUCAAUGACCUCCGCCGGCAGCUGGACAGCGUCACCACUGAGAGGGGCAGGCUGGACGCUGAGCUGAGGAAUAUGCAGGAUAUUGUGGAAGAUUUCAAAGUCAGGUACGAGGAUGAAAUUAACAAGCGCACCACUGCUGAGAAUGAGUUUGUGGCCCUGAAGAAGGACGUGGACUCAGCCUACAUGAACAAGGUGGAACUGGAGGCCAAGGUCAAUUCUCUGACAGACGAGAUCAACUUCUUACGGAUGCUCUUUGAGGCGGAGCUGUCCCAGAUGCAGACCCAGGUCAGUGACACAUCUGUGGUCCUGUCCAUGGACAACAACCGCAGCCUUGACCUGGACAGCAUCAUCGCUGAGGUCAAGGCUCAGUAUGAGGACAUUGCCAACCGCAGCCGGGCCGAGGCUGAGUCCUGGUACCAGACCAAGUACGAGGAGCUGCAGGUCACAGCGGGCCGGCACGGGGAUGAUCUCCGCAACACCAAGCAAGAGAUCUCGGAGAUGAACCGGAUGAUCCAGAGGCUGAGAGCCGAGAUCGACAGCGUCAAGAAGCAGUGUUCCAGCCUGCAAACGGCCAUUGCUGACGCAGAACAGCGUGGAGAGCUGGCCCUCAAGGACGCGCGAGCCAAGCUAGUAGAGCUGGAGGAGGCCCUGCAGAAGGCCAAGCAGGACAUGGCCCGGCUGCUGCGGGAGUACCAGGAGCUCAUGAACGUGAAGCUGGCCCUGGAUGUGGAGAUUGCCACCUACCGCAAGCUGCUGGAGGGCGAGGAAUGCAGGCUGAGUGGUGAGGGUGUUUCUCCAGUUAACAUCUCUGUGGUCACCUCCACCGUUUCCAGUGGCUAUGGCGGUGGUAGCAGCACUGGAGGUGGAAGCCUGGGUCUAGGUGGGGGCAGCGGCUACUCCUUCACCACCAGCACCGGGCACAACCUGGGGGCAGGCCUGGGUGGCUCCAGCUUCAGUGCCAGUAGCAGCCGGGGCCUCGGGGGCAGUGGCUCCAGUGUCAAGUUUGUCUCCACCACAUCCUCCAGCCGGAAGAGCUACAAGCAUUAAGUGCGGCCACCUCGCUUCCUCACCCCUGCCCUGAAGCCUGCCUGCUUGCAGACCUGGCCUGCCUGCACUCACAGACAGGAUACCUGGGUCCUUCUUCUUCUCCCCUUCCACAAGGCCUGCCCAUGCUGCUGGGAAGGAAGCCUGGUGCCCUGGAUAAACCCCAUUCCCCAACUUAAGCCAGCCUCUGCCCUCCUGGCAGUCCCCACAGUGCUCCUGUCCCCUCCCUGUGCCACUGCCGCCCUCCUUCAAGAUUCACAUUCAGCUUAUCGUGCAGAGACCUCCCCUGCUUCAGCUCCUCCUUCCUUCUCCCCACCUUCCGGUUGCAGAGUUAGGGAAGUCAGUGUUUUCCAGGCCAUCUCAAUGCCAGGUUGUCAGCCCCACCUGUCUCAUGGUGCUUAUGAGCUGCCUGCUGGGAGUGAGACACAUUCCCUCCCUGGAAUGUGUCUAUUAAAUGCAUGUGGAAUGUG
Messenger RNA from Lynx canadensis (Canada lynx), 2193 nucleotides. Its product is annotated as keratin, type II cytoskeletal 75. Gene Ontology annotation, cellular component: keratin filament. The record is from RefSeq and is a predicted model, not a curated record. The transcript has 9 exons. Gene Ontology annotation, biological process: intermediate filament organization; keratinization. Bases 71 to 1726 code for a protein of 551 amino acids. Lineage: Eukaryota; Metazoa; Chordata; Mammalia; Carnivora; Felidae. Gene Ontology annotation, molecular function: structural constituent of skin epidermis.